AUGUUGAGGAGGGGCAGAAUUGAGAUUCAAAGAGGGUUAGCAACAGCAAGAGGAUCGCGGGGCAAAAAAUUGUUUCGUGCCUUUGGAAGGAUCAUGAAGGGGACAGGAGAGAACGGGCUACGGCCACCCCCGCUACUUGCCAUGAUAAAUACCUGGGCCCUCACCCCUCAUCCUCUUUACUGCUCUUCAGUCAAAAACUCAAACACGCAUCCUCCAUCUUCAUCAUCAAACUUAUAUCCUAGAAUUUCUUCCUCUAGAAUUCACUAA
Messenger RNA from Morchella importuna, 267 nucleotides. RefSeq lists its product as uncharacterized. Lineage: Eukaryota; Fungi; Ascomycota; Pezizomycetes; Pezizales; Morchellaceae. The transcript has 5 exons. Bases 1 to 267 code for a protein of 88 amino acids. The record is from RefSeq and is a predicted model, not a curated record.